AUGAGUGUUGAUGAAUUACGGAAGCAGCUACAACACUCGCAAAAGCGCGAGAAUCUAGCAAAUUUGAAAUUGACAAUAAAGGAAAAGCAGUUGCAUGAUUUAAUGGAAGAAAAUGAAGCAAUGAAACGUAAUGCAGCAGAUGAGAAUAAAGCAAAUUGUGUGAUGGUUGACCAUGCGGUUGGGAUGGUUUUUACAGCUAUGCGCGAAGGUAUUCGUAAGGCCAAUAAAGAAGCAAAAUUAGCUACACUUGAACUGAGAGGUCGCAAACAUGGACGAGAAAGCAGUGAAGUUAGAACAUUGGUAGCAAUGUGCAAAAGGCUGGAAACAGAAAAAGCGGAAUUGAGAGAUGAAGUAAGAAGAGUAGUUCGUUUAGAUACUUUAUGGAAUUACAGUAAGAAAACUGUGGAAGGAUUGAGAAAAAGAUGUCGAGAUUUUGAUAGUAUAUUAGCCGAACGUGAUGACGAAAUAAAGCGUCUACAAAUGGAAUUAGCACGCCUACAUGAGGAAAAUUCACGAUUACGAAGGAAUUUAGAUCGAAGUCAAGCAUCCCAAACACAAAAAGACGAUCAAGUCUCUAGAUUGAAUGAUAUGGGUCAUGCGGAUGUUAGUAUUGUUAGCAAUGAAAACGCCGAAGAGAUUGUAUCAAUAUCUAGUCAUGAAUCUACGCAUGAUGAAAUGGAGGAUGAUGAUCAGGUAGAUCGAGUUCUAACUCCUGGCGGUAGUGCUGUUGAAGCUAUAAAUGUCUCUAGUCCUGAAUCACUUCAUGGAGCUCCUGAACCAGAGACUAUAUCCAGCGAUGAACAGGAUGUUCCUGAUACUCCAUCCAAGAUUCAUCAGGAUUUUUAUAAUUUAUAG
Thelazia callipaeda (thelaziosis nematode) is the source of this 855-nucleotide messenger RNA. NCBI's taxonomy places the organism in Eukaryota, Metazoa, Nematoda, Chromadorea, Rhabditida, Thelaziidae. The record is from the annotation of a GenBank genome assembly.